AUGUCAUUCCCUGAAGACGUUGUUUUGUUGUAUACUUUGUUGAUUCAUAGAUUCAACUACAUUUGGUUCAAUUUCAAGAAGAUCAUUCCUGAAACAUUCUUGAAUUCAUUCAUGGACUUCUUGUCUGUUGCUGAUACAACAAAAGACUUCUUGCAACAAGUCGCCGUCUCCAACUUCAUCGCGCAAGUUGCUCCUGAUAUCAAAUUGGACAGAAGAAGUGCCCAGUUCUUGGUUCUCAAUGGAGAAGGAGAUGUCAGAAAAUCUAUCAUUGCGCAGUUCACUCGACAGAUUUCGAAACUCAGUCCAAGUCGUCUACAACUUCGUGAGAAGCCUUGGCAUGUUUCAUUCGUUGGAGAAUCAGCUAUCGAUGCUGGUGGUCCAAGAAAAGAACUCUUCAUUGAACUGGCAAAUUCGAUUUUCCAGCCGACAUCUCAUCUUUUCAUCCAAUCUCCAAACGGAAGGAAUCAUUGUGGAUCGUUCAGAGAUGCAUAUGUUCCAUCAACAACUCUCGGAAAAGAUUCUUAUGAUCAGUACAAAGCGAUUGGAACAUUCCUUGGAAUUAUCAUAAGAAAUGGUUUCCCACAGGAUAUUCCUUUCGCUCCUUUCAUUUGGAAACAUCUUGCAGGAGAACUAUUGCAAGAAAACGACAUAAUGAUGGUCGAUGAACAAGUUAAGACACUCUUCGACAGACUCAGACAAUCGAAGAAUGAUUUGGACUUCACAUCGAGAUUCCAACAAAAAUGGACUUAUAUUUCUUGGACAGGAGAAAUCGUCAAUUUGCCAUCGCAACAUCACACUGAUUACGUCACUGGAGAAUCAGUUGAACAGUUCAUUGACGAGUUCGUUCAAGCGAGAAUCAACGAGAUUUCCCAGUACUUGGAUCUCAUAAGGAGUGGUUUCGCAAUUAACAUUGGUUUUGAAACACAUCCAAUGAUGAAUGCAACUUUGAUUGCUUUGUUGGUUCAAGGCUCAAAUGUCAUCACUACAGCUCAGUUGAGACAAAUAACUACAUUCGAUGGAUUCAAUAAAUCCAAUGAAUAUGUUAUUUCCAACUAUUGGGCAGCUGUUGACAGAAUGUCCAAUGAACAAAGAUCCCUUUUGUUGAAAUUCGUUACAACUUUGACUCGUUUCCCCAACAAAGAAUUGAAUCCAACUUUCCACAUCCAAAUCAAAUCAAGCGGUGGAACUGAAGAUAGACUUCCACACGCUCAGACUUGCUUCUGCAGAUUGCAUCUCCCUAACUACACAACUCCUGAUAUCGCUUACAACAAGAUUUCUCUCGCUAUUGAGAUUUGUACAACUAUGGAAAAUAUGUAA
Molecule: messenger RNA, 1317 nt
Organism: Trichomonas vaginalis G3
Lineage: Eukaryota; Parabasalia; Trichomonadida; Trichomonadidae
Product: guanyl-nucleotide exchange factor protein
Exons: 1
Coding region: 1-1317 (438 amino acids)
Cellular component (GO): cytoplasm
Molecular function (GO): ubiquitin-protein transferase activity
Source: RefSeq, a predicted model, not a curated record